This is a messenger RNA of Pseudo-nitzschia multistriata, 2025 nucleotides long. The record is from the annotation of a GenBank genome assembly. Lineage: Eukaryota; Bacillariophyta; Bacillariophyceae; Bacillariales; Bacillariaceae.
CAAUCAACAACGAAAGUACAGAAUCAGAAAUCAUUCACAAUAYAGCAAUAUUGUUUUGAUUUCCUGGAACACUGAACUCAGGCAUGGAAAGAGGAUGAAUAUUCUUUGACCUUAUUGCGUUGAACCUUCGUGCCAAUAACGAGCCAGAAAAUGAGAAUCCAGCGACUCGAUCAGCAGUUUUGACAGAGCGAGAAGAAAAGGGACCGGCAGAARAAGAAAUCCGAGAGAAUAGUCAGCACAGAUCAUGUCGGGAUUGUCUUCUGCCUUCCAUAACGAGCGUUCCCAUAGAUUCAAAGGUCACCAAACGACRCGAGCAAUGAUACGUGUKUUCUUGAUGCUUGGGUUUCUUGCGGGGAUUCCGUUUUCCUCCUCGUAUGCAACUCCGAUUUGCCACCACACGUUGUCGUCUMCCACUUCGGUGCUGUUUUCAACACCUAUGRCUCGACCACUUGCRGAAGCAGGCUUCAUCGACAGAGGGUUUCGCGGGAGCAGAGCUUUUGGUGUUCCAUCAGGGUUGGAGCGUUGUUUUUGGCAACCAAGGUUUCGAUCCACCACUGAACACCGAUCSGUGUUUUGCAAAAACCAAAGUUUGUAUUCGGCUGGUGCCGUUUCCGGUAGCGCCUCCUUGUUUUCGACAGGCAGCGACAAUACCGAAGGAAAUGACCUCGGAGAUCGCGAUGGGGAUGGUGAAAAGAUGGACGAGGCGACAAAGAGAAAAGGGCUGCCCGCAGUCGUUUCGGAUUUCUUGUAUGGAGCAAACUACGUUCACAAAAACUUUUUGAAACUGAGUGGGUCGUUGUACGCAAAAACGAUUUUUUUCACCGCACCGUUCGUAGCGGUCUUUUUCGUGUUGCUGCCAUCGCUCGUGCUGAGCUSGGGUUGUGGCCAUCGAGCACUGGCAGUGAGCGUUCAGCGAUUCUUGCAACAAUUUUUCACGAUCCUGGCGGAUUUGUCUCUGAGGUUCUACCUCAAGCCGUUGUUCUUCGUAGUAGAUUUGGUGUAUUCUAUUGCUGUGGCAUUCUGUAGAAGGAAUCUCGCUCCAAACAAUGUCGGCGGCGCGUGGAGCAUCAGGUCGAACGAAGCGAAAAAGAAAUUUUAUCUCCUYAUUUUCCUGAGUCCGAUCAUGGAAGAACUCGUCUUUCGACUCGGAUUUUACAAGUUGUGGAAAGCAAUGUUCCGACCGGUCAACUCCGAUGGCAGCAGAGGAACACUCACUAAUGGGAACGACGAAACAACUCGCAACCGUGAAACGAGCAACCAGGAAAUACUAGCUUCUUCUUCGGACGAAAGAAACACUCAACGCGGAACGAARACCUGGUUCAUCGCCAGCGGUGCGGUGUUUGCCGUUACCCACCUGGUGAAUUUCUUUCCCAUCACACCCGGGAAGUACASGGAYGAUACCGGGACGAUUUUACUGCCCAGUGGGAGUUAUGGAGAACGAUUCCUACUUGCAUUGUUUCCGUCGGGCUUUAUCGAAACCCACAGAGAGUUUUGUCUAGUGGAUAUGGUUUUGUUUGGCGCGAUCUUUCAGGGAAUGCAUUGUUUCAUCAACACGAUUGUGAUGUAUGGACCGCUAUUUCACACGCGGGGGGUGUUUGCAUCGAUCGGUGCCCACAUGGCCUGGAACGCCAACGUCUUUUGGCUGAUCACCAACAUCAAAUGCCGUCUCGUUCGACGACUGGUUUUUGCUCCACUUUUCAGAACGAUCCGACAGCGGCGGGAGGGGGAACCAAAACGACGAGUUAAGGGGAAUUCACCCAACGACAACGGCAAAGGAUAACUCGGAGUUACCAUUUUGUCAAAACCUGACACAGAAAUGGGCGAACUAUGCUAUGUCGAUGCCAAAAGAAUGCGAAUCUAUURUGAGAAAUCAUACCAUCGACUAGAAAUAUUCCAACGGCACAUCACCAUUGUCGAGAUCUCAUACCAAACAUUCUAACCACURCAAAAGGUUCUAUCUUUUGAAAGUCCUCCGAAAAGCAAUCAUGGAAUCAUGGAAUGGUUUCUGCAGUGGACGCAUUCUAC